CUCAUUUUGGCGGAAGUUGGUUUGUUUUUGUUGAUUUUGUAAUAUUGAUGAAGCAACAAUUCAUACCACUUCUCACUUUCAAAUGGCGACAGAACGUGACAAAGCUCUUAAUACCAGAAUCUCAGAACUAGGACUCAAUUCAUUACGGGAAUAUCCUGUGGCAGCGGGCCCGAUAGUGAUCCUUCAUCUCAUCAAACAGAAAUUUUAGGUCAGAGCUCAACUCCACAUUGUUUUGAUGAUAGAAAUUGUAUUAAAAGUCCAGAUGGGUUCUAUAUCAAAUCACCUGAUAGGAGUGUUAUUCGUUCAUUGUCUGGGUUGAACUUGAGGUCACUCAAUGAUACAGAUAUAACUGAUCCUGAAGAUGUUGACCCUAAUGCAAAGGAAACUGCUUCUAACAAUGAUGAUAAGACUAACAAUGGCAUUCACAGUGCAAUAAAUAAAAUAAAUGAUGCUACAAAUGAAGGAUUUGACAACCCAGCAUUGAGUAAUUAUGCCAUUAUUAAGACUGGAGAUGAAACCAUUAAAGCAAGUGCCAACAAAGAUGACUUUAUAGAUAAGCUCCAUGAUGGAGAAAGUAAUAAAGAUGAGACAUUUAGUUUGAACUCCAAAGAUGAACAAUCAAUGAACAUAAACACAUAUGUAAAAUGUGGUGAUGCCAAUAUUAAAAUAAGUAAUGAGAAGGCCAACAUUAACCCAACAGAUACUAGUCAUGAUGAACCAGCAAUGAAUACAACUUCAAAUGCUCACAUAAACCUUGAAGAUAAUGCUCAGAGCUGUGAUGACACUGUUUGUGAAAAUGCAGGAGCUAACAGUACAGACACUCAAUGUGUUAAAGAUAAAAGUAAGGAAGAAGAUCAUGAGAAUGAAAGUAUGCGUUUACGUCAUGACAUGAACCAUAAAAUAUUUGUAGGGAAUAUAAGCUACAGGGUUCAGCGAGAGGAACUUGCAGAAUUCUUCUCCAAGUUUGGUAAAGUUGUCCACAGUUAUGUAGUGAAAGAUCAUGUGAAACGCUGGUCACGUGGAAUAGGAUUUAUAACAUUUGCAAGUCAGGAUGGAGUUAAGAAAAGUCUGGGUGCUUCUGAUGAGGAGUUAACUCUUGAUGGUAGACUGAUGAGGGUUAAACCAUCUGAAGAAUCACAAAGAGUUAACAGACACAAAGUCACUAAGUCAGUUUUACAACAUAUAGAGGACACUACCAGUCAAUGUCAAGAUAAUGAGCAGAUGCAGGAAACAUCACCAGACAUGGCAGUGCAAUUUCCACAAGAUCCUACAAAUAUCACAUCUCUGACCGAUGAUGCACUAUUGACCAUUUUCUCAUACCUUGAUGUUAGACAUAAAAUAAAAAUAGAAAGAGUAUGCAAGAGGUGGAGACAACUUUCUAUACAAAGCUGGCAUAGUGCUGCCAUUAUUGACUUCUCGCAUACGUUCAACUGGAGAUUUGGAGGUGUGACAGAUACCUUGUUACAGUCUCUUCUAGCGAGAGGAUGUCAGAAUUGUAAAGUGCUACGACUUGGUAACAGGUCUAUGUGUCUUACAGACUGGGCUGUAGAUAUAAUAGGUGAAAGCUGUCCAAAACUGGAAGAGGUGGACUUGUCUGGUGUGGAAGUCACAAACAUCUCUCUGAAAACCCUUGGAAGGAAUUGCCCAAAAUUGAAGGUCAUAAAGCUACAGCGCUGUCAUGAAGUUGGUGAGAAAGGCCUAUGGUGGCUGUUGAAACAGUGUCAGUAUCUACACACAUUAGACCUAGAGGGCAACAAACGUCUUACAGGACAAUGUUUUCAUAUGGCUGGUCCAUAUCUUCACAUACUCAAUCUAUCUGGCUGCUCUGGGUUGUCUGAGUCAGGAAUACUAAAAAUCUGUGAGAAAUGUAAGAACCUAGAAGAUCUCAAACUGAAUGCUUGCUGUGGCUUAAAGGAUGAAAGUCUCAGGGCUCUAUGUAUAGGACUGGUACAUUUACGUAGAUUAGGCUUGAGUGGGGAUUAUGUUGAACUGACGGGACAAGGCCUGUAUGAGAUUGGAGAACAUUUAGUGAAGCUGGAAGCUCUGAAUUUAUCUGGGAAUAAAGCAAUAGAUGAUAGGUCUCUACUCAACAUCUGCAAUGGCUGCAUGAAUCUAAAAGAGCUUGACUUGAGUUGCUGCCAUAGUAAACUGAGAGAUCUGAAUUGUCUGGGUCUGCUGUAUAAGUUAGAGUUGGUCAACUUGAGUUACAUGCCUUGUGUAACUGAUGACUGCAUGAGAAAUAUUUCACAAAAUGGCCGUCUAAAAAGGAUAAGAUUAAGGGCAUGCUCUGGCAUUACAAAUCAAGGAAUCACAGCAGUUCUGACUGGAUGCAAUGCAAUUCAAGAGUUAGACCUGAGUGGCAAUCUUCAGUUGGACAACUCAAUAUUUGACAAACUGCCAUAUUCUAGUCACAAAGUUACAAUAACAGCUGGUGGUACAUCAAUAGAAAAAGAGACAGUCCCCAAUGGCAAUAUAACAAUGACCAUGCAGGAUCUUUCUGUGCUUCAUCUAAGACCUGAUAGAGACAUUGCUCUUAUUAUGGAUGAUUGGGAUGAAGACGAAUUGAUGGAACACCAAGGAGAUUUUGGUGACCAAGAUAAUGAACAGUAUGAAGAUAACAUUGAUGAUAUAUAUGAUGACCCACUGGAUGCAGAGAGAUGGGAACUUUCAUGAGGCUAUAUUGGAAAUACACCCUCUUCCUGUAAAGUUUAUCUGUAGGCAGCAUAAGCAUGUACUGGUCAAUA
Molecule: messenger RNA, 2744 nt
Organism: Owenia fusiformis
Lineage: Eukaryota; Metazoa; Annelida; Polychaeta; Sabellida; Oweniidae
Source: the annotation of a GenBank genome assembly